ACGUGUGAGAGGCAGAAUGGCUGAAGCCAGUAUCUCAGUGGAUCAAGACCAGUUCAGCUGUUCGAUCUGUCUGGAUCUACUGAAAAAUCCAGCGACUAUUCCCUGUGGACACAGUUACUGUUUGGGCUGUAUUAAGGGCUGCUGGGAUCAGGAUGAUCAUACUGCUGUCUUCAGCUGUCCCCAGUGCAGAGAGACUUUCUUCCCAAGGCCUGUUUUAAGAAAAAACACCAUACUGGCUGACGUGGUGGAGAAACUGAAGAAGACAAGACUCCAAGCUGUUCCUCCUGCUCACUGCUGUGCUGGACCUGGUGAUGUGGUGUGUGAUUCCUGCACUGGGAGAAAGCACAAAGCCGUUAAAUCCUGUCUGGUGUGUCUGGCCUCUUACUGUGAAACUCACCUCCGGCCUCACAAUGAAUCUCCUGCCUUUAAGAAGCACAAACUGGUCAAAGCCACUGGAAACCUGCAGGAGAAGAUCUGCUCUCAUCAUGACAAACUGCUGGAAGUUUACUGUCGUACCGAUCAGCAGUGUAUCUGUUAUCUGUGUACGAUGGAUGAACACAGAGGCCAUGAUACAGUCUCAGCUGCAGCAGAAUGGACAGAGAAACAGAAGCAGCUGGGGGUAACACAGAGUAAGUUCCAGCAGAGAAUCCAGGAGAGAGAGAAGGAGCUGCAGGAUCUGAGGCAGGCUGUGCAGUCAGUCAAGCGCUCUGCACAGGCUGUAGUGGACGACAAUGAGAGGAUCUUUACUGAGAUGAUCCGCUCCAUUGAGAGAAGGUGCUCUGAGGUGAAAGAGCUGAUCAGAGAUCAGGAGAAGGCUGAAGUGAGUCGGGCUGAAGGACUCCUGGAGCGACUGGAGCAGGAGAUUGCUGAGCUGAGGAGGAGAGAUGUUGAGCUGGAGCAGCUUUCACACACAGAGGACCACAUCCAUUUCCUCCAGAGCUGUGAGUCUCUCUGUGCCCCUCCUGGACCUGCAGACUUACCCAGCAUCACUGACAGUCCACAUUUGUCUUUUGAGGCUGUGAGGAAAUCUGUCUCUGAACUGAAGGAGCGACUGGAGGACAUCUGCAAGGGGGAACUGGUCAAAAUUUCUCAAUCAGUGAAAAACGUCCCUACUGUAGAGCCCAGGACCAGAGAGGAUUUCUUACAGUAUUCCUGUCAGCUCACACUGGACCCCAACACAGCGUAUAAAAACCUGCGUCUGUCUGAGGGUAACAGAGUGGUGACCUGUGUGAGAAAGAUCCAGUCAUAUCCUGAUCAUCCAGAGAGAUUUAAUGGCACGGCACAAGUCCUGUGCAGAGAGGGUCUGUCUGGACGCUGUUACUGGGAGGCUGAGUGGAGUGGGUGUGGGGUUUGUAUAGCCGUGUCAUAUAAACACAUCAGCAGGAAAGAAGGACAUGGUGAUAACUGUGGUCUGGGAUAUAAUAACCUGUCCUGGAGUUUGUACCCCACUCACUCCAAAUACUUUUUCAUGCACAAUAAUGUUAACACUGUAAUCCCUGUUCCCCCCUCCUCCAGAAUAGGAGUGUACCUGGAUCACAGGGCAGGAAGUCUGUCCUUCUACAGCGUCUCUGACACAAUAUCCCUCCUUCACAGAGUCCAGACCACAUUCACUCAGCCCCUCUAUCCUGGGUACUGGGUUAAUUUAGAUAAUUCUGUAAAACUGUGUGAUCUUUGAUGAGACCACCCUUGGACAGGAACUCUGAGGGUGUCAAGGUACUCAGAUACCAAUAUAUGUGAAGGUGUAGGACCACCACCCACAUGAAAAGUCACUUCCAGAUGCAAUGCCGGCUGGGUGUAUGGACAUAACAGUGGAACACAUCCAGGGCUGGAAAAGCCACACAAAGAGAUGUUUUCCUCGGUGUAUAGAAAGAGAUAACAUUUGGAGUGAAGGUGAUGAAAAUCUAUGGCCAAAUGCAGAGGACAGGAUGGAUGGGCCAGGCCAACAGUAGACUUCUGAUACUGAUAGGCAGACAAUAUAUGUGCGAAUUACUGUAUAUAGUGAAAAUAUUGCUUUUUGGUAUGUAUUUGUUAUUGAUUGUAAUGUAUUUUGAGUAAUUGAUUGUAUUGUAUUUUUCUUUUCUGAAUUACAGUAUAUUGCACUGUGAGAACAAAUGUCAAAAUACUGUAAACCCUCUGAAGAAUACUGUUGCUUUUGUGAUUUGUUUCUUUAUCAUAUAUUGUUUUACAUUACACAGUAAAAAUUGUUAUUCUGGGUUUCCAAUAUAGUAAAACAUUCAUUCAUUUACAGUUUACUGUAAAUUUACCACACUUAGUCAUGACAUCUAUUGUGAGAGGCAAACCAACAGAUCAGAAGUUUCUUUAGCUGCUUGGCUUGAAAUAUUUGUGGAUGCAAAAAUAGAGGAAAGGGAAACACAUAAUAUAUGUAUUUAGCAAUGCUCCAAGUUGUUUGUGUUUUGUAGUUCAUUGAACAUUGAGUGAAAAAGUAGUCUUAUGGAAGAAAGCAUGUGCUAUAGUUAUGGCAGCAUGAGUCACUUUUGGGUGAAAUAUUAAGUGUUUUGGUGGUUGAAGUGCCUUUUGCACCAAAGGUUAACUGAUUUGCUCAGGUGUGUGUUUCAAAAGCACACUGUGUGAAGAGUUUUGAAAAAGUGGACAUGGUAUUGAGACAAGUGUGAAAACGAUUGUAAAAAACUGUAAUAAUAAUGUAAACUGAAUUCUGAACACUUAUUAACCCAGUGGACUGCAAGAGACUUUCGAUUCUGUCCUCCAUCCUGACAAAAUAUAAAAAAUAAUGGCUCAGAAACUGAACAGAGAUAAAGCUGGAAUAAGACAGGAAAUAUGUGGGUGUGGAAAAUGGGAUUCUCUGCUUUUAUUUCUGCUUCUUCCACACAAGACUUAUAAUGCUUUGUAAUAAUCACACUGUUGACAGAAAGUCAUUCUGUAGUUUAUCUUCACGUGUCUUUGUACCAAUGUGGGGUUGGCUGGCCUGCAUGGGAGGGGUUAUUGUCUUUACUGUAAGAAGCUGAUUUCAGUACAAAAUGGAAGUGCCUUUAAAUUAAUCAUUACAAUUCGAAAAACAUGUAUCCUAUAUAUUUUUUGUGCAAGUUAUUUCUGAUUCUUUAUAAAAAUCUUCAAUAAAAACUGAAUUCACUAA
Messenger RNA from Conger conger (European conger), 3112 nucleotides. RefSeq names its product tripartite motif-containing protein 16-like. The coding region runs from base 17 to 1675 and encodes 552 amino acids. The record is from RefSeq and is a predicted model, not a curated record. Gene Ontology annotation, molecular function: protein binding; zinc ion binding. Lineage: Eukaryota; Metazoa; Chordata; Actinopteri; Anguilliformes; Congridae. The transcript is spliced from 6 exons.